AUGCAGAUGAAAGAACACCGAAAAUUUUUGUCAAUGUUUAAGCAGUUGGAAGCAACACCGGUGAACAAGAUCACGCAUUAUAAUAAAAGACACGAUAUUCCAGAUGGUUUUUGCUAUAUGAUUCAACAGGAGGUCACCGGGAUCCGAGCGGUGGUGAUUUUCACCCAGUCUGAUAAUAAUUUGGUGAAUUUGACGACGGAAUUUGAAUUAUGA
Caenorhabditis remanei is the source of this 213-nucleotide messenger RNA. RefSeq lists its product as uncharacterized. The coding region runs from base 1 to 213 and encodes 70 amino acids. The transcript is spliced from 2 exons. NCBI's taxonomy places the organism in Eukaryota, Metazoa, Nematoda, Chromadorea, Rhabditida, Rhabditidae. The record is from RefSeq and is a predicted model, not a curated record.